Molecule: messenger RNA, 3235 nt
Organism: Brassica napus (rape)
Lineage: Eukaryota; Viridiplantae; Streptophyta; Magnoliopsida; Brassicales; Brassicaceae
Product: probable aspartic protease At2g35615
Exons: 1
Coding region: 611-1945 (444 amino acids)
Biological process (GO): proteolysis
Cellular component (GO): extracellular region
Molecular function (GO): aspartic-type endopeptidase activity
Source: RefSeq, a predicted model, not a curated record
CAUAUUUUCUAUUUCGGUUCGGUUCGGUUUGGUACGGUUCGGUUUUACCAUAUUGGACAUGCCUAAUGAAGAUUUUCCUAAAUACAGAUUUAAGAGUAUCUUUAAAUUCACUUUUAUAAGAAAUUCCUAAAUUGUAUGAAGAUGUUAUACAUAUUUAUCAAUAUAGAAAGAUAUUAUACUUAUUUAAGAAGAUCUUCAUAAACUCAAAUUGAGAAGGAUAUCAUGCACAAUGAAGAAUGUAUCAUACAUAAAAUAUGGUCUUCCUAAACUUUUUUUAAAAAUCGGUACUUAAAAAUUUCAAAAAAAAAAAGUUAAAAUAACUUUUUGAAAAUAAAAAUAUUUUAAUUUUAUUUACUUAUAGAGUAGGACAUAAUUAUCAUUUACGUCUUUAUUGAAACUUUGUUGGUACUGUCCAAGAGUAUUAUUCUUAUGAUAUACUAGUAAAAAUAAUUAGAAGUCACAUCAGUAAUUAGUUGUUUGACCAAGAAAUAAACUUGGCAAAACAUUAAUGAAAAUUAAAGCUAAUCUUUGUAUUCCCUUUUGUGCUGUUUAUAAACCCCAUGGAAACUUUCACUAAUCACGCCACAAAUCUUCUUAGAGAUCAUCGAAAAUGGGAACCCAAACUUUCAUCAACUGUUCUCUCUCAGCUAUCAUCAUCACCUUCCUCGUUUCCUCUUAUUCAGCUCACUCGCAAGACCUAACCUUCAAGCUGAUCCACCGUGACUCUCCCCAUUCUCCACUCUAUAACCCUCUCCACACCGUCUCCGACCGUCUCAAAGCCGGUUUCCUCCGUUCAAUCUCCCGUUCCCGCCGUUUCUCAACCAAAACCGAUGAUCUCCAAUCCGGUUUAAUCUCAAACGGCGGCGAAUACUUCAUGAGCAUCUCAAUCGGUACUCCACCUUCGAAAGUCCUGGCCAUCGCCGACACUGGAAGUGACCUAACUUGGGUCCAGUGCAAACCAUGUGAACAUUGUUACAAACAAAACGGUUCAAUCUUCGACAAGACGCACUCUUCGACCUACAAAACAGAAGGUUGCGAUUCCAAACCCUGCAACGCGUUGGCCAAAAAAGAAAAAGGAUGCGACCGGUCAGGGAAGAUCUGCAAAUACCUUUACGGUUAUGGAGACCAGUCGUAUACUAAAGGAGAGGUUGCAACCGAAACAAUCUCUAUCGAUUCUUCCUCUGGCUCCCCAGUUUCUUUCCCCGGUACGGUCUUCGGUUGCGGCUACAAUAACAGCGGUACGUUCGAUGGAACCGGGUCCGGAAUCGUCGGUCUCGGACGUGGACCAUUAUCUUUGAUCUCUCAGCUAGGUUCUUCCAUAGGGAAGAAGUUUUCGUAUUGCUUGUCAAACACGUCAUACUCAACAAACGGCACAGGUGUAAUUAACCUAGGAACCAACUCGAUGCCUUCCAAUCCAAGCAAGGGCUCUGCUGUGCUCACUACACCUUUAAUCUAUAAAACCCAAAAUACUUACUACUACUUGAAUCUGGAAGCAAUCACCGUCCGAAAGACCAAGAUUCCGUAUACCGGAGGAGGAUACAGUUUGAACGAGAAGGCCACCGGGAACAUAAUAAUCGAUUCCGGAACUACUUUUACGUUUCUAGAAUCUGGAUUUUACGAGAAGUUUGGUGCGGCGGUGGAAGCAUCGGUGACCGGAGCUAAGCGUGCGAGUGAUCCACAGGGGAUGUUGAUACACUGUUUCAAAGCCGGAUACAAAAAGAUUGAUUUGCCGGAGAUAACAAUGCAUUUCACUGGGGCUGACGUGAAGCUGAGUCCGACAAACGCCUUCUUGAAAAAAGAUGAAGAGAUUGUGUGCUUGAGUAUGAUUCCGACAACUGACGUUGCUAUCUACGGUAACUUGGUUCAGGCGGAUUUUCGUGUCGGGUAUGAUCUGGAGGCUAAGACGUUGUCGUUUCAAAGAAUAGAUUGCUUUGGGACCUUGUAAGAGAAACAGUAUCGUUGAGCGGUAGUGCUAUGAUUAAUAUGAUACUCGUAAUUUAGCGAAUCGCUAGUAUGAAUAAAUAAAUAAUAUAGCUACUUUUGUUAUAAACCAGUUCUGGUGGAAGCUCAUAUUUGAAUGCUCAUAUUCUUAUGUCUUUGUAUUUCCUAUUCCAUAUUGUAUUAGAGUUUCAUAUUUAUAUAAUUCCCUAUAUAAAAUGCUCUUUAUUGUCUAAUAAAGAUACAAAUUUUCCCUUUAUUUUCAUAACACGUUAUCAGCACGAUAGCCUCUAGCCCUAAGCUCCACUAAAUAUUCUUCAACUCAGCCGAAAAUCAUCAAACCCUAAACGCAAAGGAAUCUGCCAACAAGGAUUUUCUAGCCGAACUCAACUCCUGUGCAAGAUAAGUUUAUCAUACCUUAGCUGAUUCAUGUUAUCUUGUUGGCGUUCAUGUUAUCUAAUGCUCCUCGUGUUGUUUCAUGAUUCGAGGGAAUUAAAAUCUAAUAUCAACAUGGAGUUCAAGACGAGAGGAGUUGCUGCCCGUGCGAUCAAACUCUCUUUUCCAUUCAGAUCAAAAGGAGUUCAUAGGCGUUCCCGAUCCGUCUCAGCUCAGCCUACAGACGAUCUCAGUCCGAUCCUAGCUCAGACGAACUCAGCCUCAGUUCGCAUCCCGGACAGAUCGCGUUCCCGACAGCAAGCAUCCCGUUCGCGACAACUCCAGCUCACAGACAGCUCGCGACCUCAGCCUCAAUCCGUUCACGAUCCGAUAGCAGUCAGCUCGCGUCCCGUUCGUGUUCCAGUUUGCGGUUCAUCCCUUUGGUGGUCCGUUCAACAAACAUCUAAGGUUGAAGGUAAUUCGAAACCUAAGAACCCAUAAUCGAAUAUGGAUUGUUUGAUAAAGAAUUAAAACCAUAAAACCCUAAUCUUUUAUGAAUCAAAAACCAUAGGGUAAUAUAUCAAAACCCCAAAGAGUAAAUCGAAGCUCAAAAGUUCGAUACCCUCAAACCCUAAAUCGAGAUUGAUCUAUUGAUCAAUUAAAAUCGAAAUCUUUAAUGGUUUUGAAUCUCAAAUUGAAUCCCAUUGAUCUAAGAUCAAACUCGAAAACCUAAAACCCUAAAACACAUUCAAUUUUUGCAUAAACCCUAAUUCAAAAUCUGAUUGAUUGAUUAAAACUAACUAGGUGUUUUUAUGCACCAUGUGCAGUGAUAAAUUUUUUAAAAGUUAAAUUAUAUUUAAAAUGAAAUUUAUUAAUAUCACAUAUUUUAUUAUUUUUGACUAAUAUUUAAUAUAAAGUUGAU